AUGUCUACAGUACACAUCAAGGGACCACUCGGCGAGCUUUCGAUGAACAUACCCCCAUAUGUCAACAUCAACCAGGAUCCGGCAUUGGGUGGACCAACGUUGACGAUAGACGACACGAGAGAUGCGAAACAAAAGGCAAUGUGGGGCACCACCCGCGCAUACCUGCAAAACCAUAUCCUCGGCGUUAGUGAAGGACACAGCGCUAUUCUCCGCUUUGUCGGUGUCGGUUACCGUGCUUCAGUCGAAGAUACCGCAACCACCGUAGAAUCCGAAUUUCCUGGCCAGAAGUUCGUCAACUUGAAGGUCGGAUACACUCACCCAGUCGAACUGGCCAUACCAAAGGGCGUAACCGCAAGUACACCGCAACCGACACGUCUGCUGUUGGAGGGGCCAGAGAAGGAGGUGGUCAUGCAGUUUGCGGCGAAGAUAAGGGCCUGGAGGGUACCAGAACCAUACAAGGGCAAGGGUGUCUUUGUCAAUGGAGAGACCAUCAAGAUUAAGAACAAGAGAGUGGGCGGCAAAUGA
This is a messenger RNA of Alternaria atra, 525 nucleotides long. RefSeq lists its product as uncharacterized. Gene Ontology annotation, biological process: translation. NCBI's taxonomy places the organism in Eukaryota, Fungi, Ascomycota, Dothideomycetes, Pleosporales, Pleosporaceae. Gene Ontology annotation, cellular component: ribosome; mitochondrial large ribosomal subunit. The coding region runs from base 1 to 525 and encodes 174 amino acids. Gene Ontology annotation, molecular function: rRNA binding; structural constituent of ribosome. The transcript has 2 exons. The record is from RefSeq and is a predicted model, not a curated record.